UCUGCGUGCAGCCGGCCGCUCGGCGCUCAUGCCCGCUGUGUUCUCUGACUCCGGGAGGAUGGACGGUGUGUCGUUGGGUCUGGUUGCCACACCGGCCUCACCGCGUCCACCAUGUGCCACCGAUUCAGAAGAGGACACGGUGAAUGGAGGGAUGCACACCUUCAACCAGACGCACAUGAGGAAAGCGUUUCAGUUGAUGAACGACCUGAGGAGUAAAAAGAUGCUGUGUGACGUCCAGCUGGUAGCCGGGAGCGUUGAAGUGCCAGCUCACAGGGUGGUCUUGGCGUCCUGUAGCCCUUACUUCUGUGCCAUGUUCACAGGUGAUAUGAGUGAGAGUAAAGCUCACCAGGUGGAGAUCAGAGAGGUGGACGGUCAGACUCUGAGAAAACUGGUCGACUAUAUUUACACAGCAGAGAUCGAGGUCACAGAGGACAACGUCCAGGUACUGCUGCCUGCAGCCAGCCUCCUCCAGCUGAUGGAUGUGCGUCAGGUUUGUUGCGAAUUCCUGCAAUCUCAGCUUCAUCCCACCAACUGCUUGGGCAUCAGAGCCUUUGCUGACCUGCAUACAUGCACACAGCUUCUCAACCAGGCUCAUGCUUACGCUGAGCAGCAUUUUACUGAUGUGGUGCAGGGCGAGGAGUUUCUGAGCCUUUCUCUGCAGCAGGUGUGCAGCCUCAUCUCCAGCGACAAACUCACCGUGUCAACAGAGGAAAAGGUGUUCGAGGCGAUGAUAUCGUGGAUCAAACAUGAUAAACCAGCUCGUCUGGAAUACAUGCCCAAACUAAUGGAGCAUGUGAGACUUCCACUGCUUUCCAGAGAUUACCUGGUACAGAUUGUAGAGGAAGAAGCUUUGAUAAAGAACAACAACACUUGUAAAGAUUUCCUCAUAGAAGCAAUGAAGUAUCACCUGUUGCCUGCUGACCAGCGUCACCUCAUAAAGACUGAUAGGACGCGACCACGAACUCCGAUCAGCAUCCCAAAGGUGAUGAUUGUAGUGGGUGGUCAGGCUCCCAAAGCCAUUCGCAGCGUGGAGUGUUACGACUUCCAGGAAGAUCGUUGGUACCAAGUGGCCGAUCUGCCCUCUAGACGCUGCCGGGCAGGUGUGGUUUCCAUGGCGGGCCGAGUGUUUGCGGUUGGAGGUUUCAACAGUUCGCUGCGGGAGCGUACGGUGGACGUGUACGACGGCACAAGAGACCAGUGGAGUGCGGUGUCGAGCAUGCAGGAGAGACGCAGCACGCUGGGAGCCGCUGUGCUGGGCGAUUUACUGUAUGCUGUGGGAGGCUUUAAUGGAAGCAUAGGUUUGUCAACAGUCGAGGUUUACAACUAUAAAACCAACGAGUGGACGUACGUCGCCUCCAUGAACACCAGACGCAGCAGCGUGGGUGUAGGGGUGGUUGAUGGUAAACUGUACGCAGUAGGGGGUUAUGAUGGUGCAUCACGCCAGUGUCUCAGUACAGUGGAAGAAUAUGACCCAGUCUCUAAUCAGUGGUGCUAUGUAGCUGAGAUGGGCACACGGCGAAGUGGAGCAGGUGUGGGUGUGUUGGGUGGUCAGCUGUAUGCAGCAGGAGGCCAUGACGGUCCUCUGGUGAGAAAGAGUGUGGAGGUGUACGACCCACAGACCAACACCUGGAGGCUGGUCUGCGACAUGAACAUGUGUCGACGAAACGCAGGUGUUUGUGCCAUUAACGGGCUGCUGUAUGUGAUCGGUGGAGAUGACGGGUCCUGCAAUCUGUCCUCUGUAGAGUUUUACAACCCAGCCACAGACAAGUGGAGCCUCAUUCCCACCAACAUGAGCAAUGGACGAAGUUAUGCUGGAGUCGCAGUGAUUGACAAGCUGUUAUGACGGCAUCUGCUCCGCAUCAGCGAACUGAAGCUCAGCAAGCAAUCGGGAAAGCGGAACAAACACGAGACGCCCUCAGUCUUCAGCUAACGUGAUUAUUAUUAUUAUUAUUUUUUUUUUAGGGGGGUACAUCUGUUUUGUUUUUCUUGUCAUUUCAAUUCAAGCUGUGUCAGAUCCUGUUUGAGGGCAGUGUUGCACUGGAUAAGAAGCAGCAGCCACAGGAGAGUGGGCUUUUUCAAAUGCUAAGCACACAACCAGCAGCUGUAAUAAGACUCAAAGGAAGGAAGUGAUCCUAGUGGACCAAAUGGAGACGUACGGUUUUCUUUUUUGGAGAAUUUCCUGGAGAAUUAAAGCUUUGAAACAUCAGCUGAGGAAGGAAAAAAGAAACAACUUGACUCGAUGGACUGCACGAAGGUUUCAGACUGCUCACAACAUCGUUGAGGCGAUAAUCUCGACGCUCCAAUGCUGGCCUGUGAUUGGCUGCUGCAGGAACAUCAUUCACAAGAUUAUUGUAAUCUGGGUGAGCAGUUGAGACCUUUCUUCUUCUUCCUUUUUUAAAUUAUAGGACUCACCCAGCAACUCUGCUCAACUUUAUUCUGAGGAGUUGAGCUGGUUCGCCUCCAAGAAUCCUGGACCCGGAGAGCUGCACAGUUAGUGUAAAGAAUGUAUAAAAUAUGCAAAUUAAGAGUGAUAUUUAAUAUUUUUAGGGGCUCUGACCUAGGCCGGUUGAUGGGACUUUGCUGUUGUCGACACACUACUGAAGCACUGAUCACUUGCACUGACUGACGCAGAGCGGCGGAGCGGACACACCGACCGACCUCUCUCUGACUGACCAACGAACUUGAUCGCUCAGCUGUUUCUGAUCGCACUCACAGGAGCUUUUACAUUCACUUCUUAAAGGCCAAUAAUUGUAAAAAAACAACAACAACUGUAUGCCAGUUUGAAUCGUAAUCAAAAAAAUGCUGGAGAUGUUUUUACCGCUUAAGUAAAUUAAGAAUCGAUCGUGUCAAAAAUGCACUGUAGUAAUUCAGCUGUAAUGUGUAAAACAUGCAGAUUUAACAUUUUAUUUAUUAUUAUUAUUAUUAUUAUUAUUAUUAUUAUUAUUAUUAUUAUUAUUUGGUUGACUUUUAUCACACAGCAUUCAUCCGCAUCCAAGUCUUAGCAUCAUAAUGUCACUUUGUGCCCCCGUCUGGAUGAUGGUGGGUGUCUUUUAGAUGUAGAUGACUGACUGGUGCCAUGGCUUUUGAUCUGAAGAGAGUUUUAUAAAAAAAAAAAAAGUUUUAUGUAACGUCGACUUUUGUAAUUUCUGAUUUUGAUUUCCCUAAAAUCAUGACAUAAUGGUUAACCUUUCAAAGCAGUCUCACAGAGAACUAUAAAUACUACAUAGUUCUUAAAAUUUCAGACUUGGAGUGACUUGAAUUUGCUCGAGAUAUAUGAAUGGAUCACUGUGACUAUUCCAGUUUGGGGUAGUGAUCUGAAGAGCUAGAGUUCAGCAUCAGGACAGCCUUUAACACUGUGUAGUAUCGCAAGUGGCUCGAGCCACGUGGUGCAUUUAGGAGUCCAUGUCACUCAGUGAGGUUAGAGGCUCUUUAUUCCUUCAUGUCCUCUGCUGUGUUUGAAAGCAUUCACCACUUCCUAUGUUAUAGAUCCUCAACGCUGAUUAGGUGAAAUGUGUGUAAAUUUCUUCUUAUUUUUCAGGGCACUACUUAAAGCACAGAUCGCACGCCGAGUUUUAGACACUUAACUAAAAUGGGUGAAACUUUAGAGACAUGCACUUGGCAGCAAUAAGAGGUGAUUUCAGAGCCUCCCAUCAGCACUUGAACGCAUCACCAAGUAUUUUUGCUUUCUUAGAUCUUUUCUUCACCUAAAAAAUAAAACCUACUCACACUUGCAUCUGUCUCGAGCAAAUCUAAGUGUUUAUUAGCGGACGUUCACAUUGCUCUACCAGAAGCAUUGGGAUUUUUUUUUUUUUUCUAAAAAAACAAAGCUAUGAUAACAAUAUGCAGUUUCAUGUAGAUGGCAAAUUAAACCCAUUUGGUCAUGAUUAUGGCGAUUUUUAUCGAAGCUUCAGGUUAUAAUGAUGUUCUUACAGCAGAUGUUAUAUUUUUUAAUAUAAACUGUGGAUGUUGUGACUGAAACGGCUGCUGUUGUGAGUUUGUUAACUGUUCAAUGUGUUCAUGAAAUGAAGCUGAGCUAAUGUGCAAGAGGAGCUUAAAACUGA
Maylandia zebra (zebra mbuna) is the source of this 4061-nucleotide messenger RNA. RefSeq names its product kelch-like family member 3 (gene klhl3). The record is from RefSeq and is a predicted model, not a curated record. Lineage: Eukaryota; Metazoa; Chordata; Actinopteri; Cichliformes; Cichlidae. Gene Ontology annotation, molecular function: protein binding.